GGACAGCAUAGCACAGCAUCAUGAAUCCAGAUCAAGAAGCGAAAUUUCCUCUGCAUGAGGCAGCUAGGGAAGGCAAAACUCCGACUGCCGAGUCGCUGUUGAAUGCAAACCCGAAACUCGCUACGGUGAAAGAUGACGACGAGCGUCUCCCCAUCCACUGGGCCGUUGCGUUCAAUCAUCUUCCCAUAGUAGAGCUCUUAGUAGCUCAGAAGAACUUCGAUCCGGACGUGGAGGAUGGAUUGGGAUGGACUCCGCUCAUGAUCGCAGCGAGCCUGAAGAAUGCAGAAGGCGACCCCAUCAUCGACCUGCUACUACGAAAAGGCGCAGACGUCAGUGUCAAGAGCGUCUCCGGCCAGGUAUGUGUCGAAUGAUUACAGAUCCAGCUACUACUAGUUUCUCAUCCCCGCGCGCUCGCUUUAAACAGAAUGCCCUCCAUUUCGCAACAUCCAAAGGCAACCUCUCCACCGUGCGCACGUUAUUAGCCAACAAAUGCAGCGCCAGAGUCAAGGACAGAAGAGGGCAAUUACCACUUCACCGCGCUGCGGCAAUUGGAUCCAUCCCUAUUAUCAAACUUCUCUUAGAGGAAGGGAAGAGCCCGGUCAAUGCUACCGACAUCGAUGGCUUAACGGCUCUGCAUCAUGCCAUCUCUGAGGGUCAUGGGGAUGCGGCAAUCACAUUGCUCAAGGCUGGUGCGGAGGCCGACAAGAAGGAUUCUGAAGGUCGUCUGGCUAUUGAGAUGGCGCCUGAUGCGAAAGUUAAGAAAUAUAUCUUGCAGACUGCCGAGAGAGAGGGUAUUGAACUUUGAUUUGAACGCAGCCAGAAUAUUUUUACUGCAGGGCGAUAUUACCGUGUAAUAUGUAUCGGAUACCCAGGGCUACAUUCCUCGUCUCCAUGAAUUAGAAUG
Aspergillus novofumigatus IBT 16806 is the source of this 904-nucleotide messenger RNA. RefSeq names its product ankyrin repeat domain-containing protein. The record is from RefSeq and is a predicted model, not a curated record. Gene Ontology annotation, molecular function: protein binding. Gene Ontology annotation, cellular component: cytoplasm; nucleus. The transcript is spliced from 5 exons. Lineage: Eukaryota; Fungi; Ascomycota; Eurotiomycetes; Eurotiales; Aspergillaceae. The coding region runs from base 245 to 805 and encodes 186 amino acids.